Acanthisitta chloris (rifleman) is the source of this 657-nucleotide messenger RNA. Its product is annotated as germ cell-specific gene 1-like protein. The coding region runs from base 1 to 657 and encodes 218 amino acids. Gene Ontology annotation, cellular component: plasma membrane. NCBI's taxonomy places the organism in Eukaryota, Metazoa, Chordata, Aves, Passeriformes, Acanthisittidae. The record is from RefSeq and is a predicted model, not a curated record. The transcript has 5 exons.
AUGACUCCUCCUGCUGAGCAAGCAUUCAGUAGCAGUUACUGGUGUGCAGGGACAAGAAAAGUGGCCAAACCUUUCUGUAAAGGAGACAGCAAAGGGAAUCUCUGCAUCCGUUUCAACAGCCCCGAGGGCAACAACAGCCAAGCUGUGCAGUACAUCUGGGAGACAGGAGAUGACAAGUUCGUGGAGACAAAGUUCCAUGCUGGGAUUUGGUACUCCUGUGAAGAGCUGAUCAAUGAAGAUGGUGAGAAAUGUAGAAGCUUUAUCAGUCUGACUCCAUCUUCUGAUCGAGGUCUUCUGGGCAUGGUGGCUCACAUGAUGUACACAACUGUAUUUCAAAUGACUGUCAACCUUGGACCUGAAGACUGGAGACCUCACACAUGGGAUUAUGGCUGGUCCUACUGCCUGGCCUGGACUUCCUUCGCUUGCUGUAUGGCUGCAGCUGUCACCACCCUCAACAAAUACACCAAAACUAUUCUGGAGUUCAAGCACAAAAGAAAAAAGCUGGAAAGGAGUUUGAGGAUUAAAUAUAUGUUCCCUGACUAUCUAGCUCCAGAGAAAUCUUGCAAUGUAUAUGUGAACUCUUUCCAGAACAGCACUGAGGACCCCACACAGACAAUGAGAGGGUUGAGGCACUUGGCCACCAUCUCAGUCCUGUAA